Drosophila miranda is the source of this 4128-nucleotide messenger RNA. RefSeq names its product ubiquitin thioesterase trabid (gene trbd). The coding region runs from base 890 to 3259 and encodes 789 amino acids. Gene Ontology annotation, molecular function: cysteine-type deubiquitinase activity; K63-linked polyubiquitin modification-dependent protein binding. The record is from RefSeq and is a predicted model, not a curated record. Gene Ontology annotation, biological process: cytoskeleton organization; protein deubiquitination involved in ubiquitin-dependent protein catabolic process; cell migration. The transcript has 9 exons. Gene Ontology annotation, cellular component: nucleus; cytoplasm. Lineage: Eukaryota; Metazoa; Arthropoda; Insecta; Diptera; Drosophilidae.
UUCGCGGGCAGCCGGAUCGACGUCGGUGAGGCGGCGGCCACAAAGCGGGACGGUCGAUAAUCCGCGAUAGCGGAAAGUGCAGCAAACGGUGAAAUACGAACGGAGAAAUAGGAGGAAAAUCGCGCAAAUCCUACCUAAACGUGCCGUAUGCCAAAUUAAGUUAACAAGGCCCAGUUAAGAUCCGCAGGUUACAUAGGGAAGGAAAGUGGUAGUGUGUUGUUGGAGUUCAAGACUCAGAGCUGCAAGGGUAAUGCCCCAAAAAAAUAAAGAGGGCGAGCGGAGCCAAAGGUGAUGCGCGCAUAGGCAGAGAGUGAAAGAGGGGGAGAGAGAGAACACGCAAGCAGCAAAGGCAGAGCCCAAUAGGAGAGCGAGUGAGCUAUAAAAACGCUCGCCAGCAACGGAGCCGAAGGGGGCUGGCGAUAAGCCGAGAGAAGUAACAUAAGUUAACAUAAGAUUAAGCAGAAUAGUACCGAGCAGCAGAACAGCUAUUUAAGUUUAGAUAUAUAUACAUAAAAAAGAAAUGCAGAAAUGAAGAACAGCAGUGAGGGAGCAUUGAGUAGGAAAAGAAGGGCAAGAGGAAGAGUGAAUAUGAAACUAAAACAAAUCCAUAAAUAGAUAACCUUCCAUGCACAGAUCAAAACAAAAAAAAAUAACAAAAACCCAUAUGUUUAUAACCGAAAUGCAAUAAUAAUACACCCGUACCCAAAAUAUCAUAUUAACCACAGUUUUGCAGCAACCAUCAGAAAGCGCUUUCGACGGUGGAUCCGCAGUAAAAAACGAUUGCCACGGAACGGGGACAAAGGGCUAAGGGAGAAGGAGCGCGCGUACCAAGCACAUAACUGUCCGGAGCAACUGCUGCGUCGCUGUGGCUGUUUCCGCGCACAAAACAAUGUGCGAUACCAAAGACGAGGCACAGAAAUGGAAAUGUGAAAUCUGCACCUACGAAAAUUACCCAUCGUCACUGAAAUGCACCAUGUGCCAGGCCUCGAAGGCGCUGCUGAGCGAGGAUAUCUUUCGGCUCAGUCCAGCGCAGGAGAGUAGCUCCAUCCCAGAGGAGGCAGCGUCUGGGCUGGCUGCUGUCGAGCCAACGCCAACACCGACCUCCACGUGCUACACGAUGCAGUCGCAGCAAUCGCAGCAAUCGCAGCAGCCCCAGUUGCGGCAGAGCAAUGUUGUCGACAGCGAGAAGUGGGAAUGCAAGGUGUGCACCUAUCUCAAUUGGCCACGUAGUGUGCGCUGCGUCCAAUGCUGUACCAAACGCGGCGGCGAGGCCAUGGAAAGCAGAAAUGAUAAUGACAAUGAGGCGGAUGCUGAUUGCGUCGAUCGAGCUGGAGAGGCACUACACGCACUGCGCAUCAGCGGCUCGGAUACGGAACUCGUAUCCACCAAAGACACGGCUGCGAGACAACAACAGAAGCAACAGUUAAUAGGAGCCACUGCCUCCAAUCGUCUCAGUCUCAGUCCCAGUCAGACCAUCGACGAUGCCACGUAUCUGAACAAUCUCGCCAAUGCAUCACACAACCAGUCGCCGAAUAAAAGGCCUGCCAAUCAACAACAACAUCAACAGCACCAGCAGCAACAGCAACGGGACUCUUCUGUGGCUGUUGCUGUCCCGCUGCAGCCGAAGCAUUGCUAUGUGUCCAAGUGGGCGUGCAAUUCGUGCACCUACGAGAACUGGCCCAGGAGCAUCAAAUGCUCCAUGUGCGGCAAGACACGGGAGCGUGAGAUAAGCGGAUCACAAAACGACUUGCAUGCCUCCUCCAGCCAGACCAUCCAGGACGAGCAUCAGAACGUAGACACCGUCAGCGUCAAUAACUCAUUCAAUAAAAAGCACAUUUACCAACUGGGUUCCUCGGAAACCAUCAACAACUGUGAUACGCUGCAAGAGCGGCAGGAACGGCGUCAGCGUCAAAUCAGGCGACAAGUGGACUGGCAAUGGCUGAAUGCCUGCUUAGGCGUCGUCGAGAAUAACUACAGCGCUGUGGAGGCGUAUCUGUCAUGUGGCGGCAAUCCGGCCCGCUCACUGACCAGCAACGAGAUAGCCGCCUUGAAUCGCAACUCGGCCUUUGAUGUGGGUCAUACACUGAUCCACCUGGCCAUACGUUUCCAUCGCGAGGAAAUGCUGCCCAUGCUGCUGGCUCAGAUCUCUGGUUCGGGGCCAGGAAUAAAGCGUGUGCCCUCUUAUGUGGCGCCGGAUCUGGCCGCGGACAUUCGCCGACACUUUGCCAAUACGCUCCGUUUGCGCAAGUCUGGCCUUCCCUGCCACUAUGUGCAAAAGCAUGCCACCUUUGCCCUCCCCGCCGAGAUUGAGGAAUUGCCCAUUCCCAUACAGGAGCAGCUGUACGAUGAGCUCCUGGACAGAGAUGCGCAGAAGCAGUUAGAGACGCCGCCGCCGGCUCUCAACUGGUCGCUGGAGAUAACGGCACGUCUCAGCUCGCGGAUGUUUGUCUUGUGGAACCGCAGUGCUGGCGAUUGCCUCUUGGACUCGGCCAUGCAGGCCACAUGGGGAGUCUUCGAUCGCGACAAUAUCCUUAGACGUACGCUUGCCGACACACUGCAUCAGUGUGGACAUGUGUUCUUCACGCGCUGGAAGGAGUACGAAAUGUUGCAGGCCUCCAUGCUGCACUUUACUCUGGAGGAAUCGCAGUGGGAGGAUGAUUGGAGCACACUGCUUUCGCUGGCUAGCCAACCAGGCUCAUCUCUGGAACAGUUGCACAUUUUUGCGCUGGCGCACAUCCUUAGACGUCCAAUUAUUGUUUAUGGCGUUAAGUACGUGAAGAGUUUUCGUGGUGAAGACAUUGGAUAUGCGCGUUUCGAAGGUGUCUACUUGCCUUUGUUCUGGGAUCAGAACUUUUGCACCAAAUCACCCAUCGCCCUGGGCUAUACACGCGGUCACUUCAGCGCCUUGGUGCCCAUGGAGCCGUUCACACGAAUCGAUGGGCGUCGUGACGAUGUUGAGGAUGUCACCUACCUGCCACUGAUAGACUGCGAGCUCAAGCUCUUGCCCAUACAUUUUCUCACACAGUCGGAGGUGGGCAAUGAGGAGUCAAUGAUGCGCCAAUGGCUGGAUGUUUGCGUAACUGAUGGCGGUCUGCUUGUGGCGCAACAAAAAUUGGGCAAACGUCCCCUUCUUGUGGCACAAAUGCUGGAGGAAUGGCUGAAUCAUUACAGACGCAUUGCACAAGUGAUAACUGCGCCGUUUGUUCGUCGCCCACAAAUAACACAUUACUCCAGCGAGGGAGACUCGGAUGAAGAAUAGAUAUUGCACACACACACACACCCCAUAAAUAAACAAUAAAUAUUAUUGUCUCUUACUUAUUCUUUUACCGAAUCGGUAUCGUAUCAGUGACGAAGUUCAAGAAGAGUUUUGAAGUGCAGAGAUCCUACACAUUUGCAGUUGGAGUUGAAGUUAGCUAAUGGAAACUAUAGAAAAUACGUACACAUAUGCAUACAGUUGAAAUUUGUAGUUGUAACUAAUUUGAAAGAAAAACUAAAGGUUAAGAAACAAAAUACGAAGACAGUACAGACACAUUCAUUGUCGGUAGGUAUAUCAUAUCCGUUCCCAAUUCAACGUUUGUUGAUUUUAGUCAAAUUUAUUCACAUUGGGUCGAUGCGGCGUACGAUUAGACCAUAUAGUAAACGAAAUUGAAGCUAAACAUACACACACACACUGGUAGAUCAAAUUACACUUAUACAAUAAUCUGUAACAAUCCAUUGGGUGCAAUCUAGUGCAGGGCCGAAACUGAAAGUGAAGAAGAAACAUAUACACAGUACGUAUGCAGUAAAUACCAUAUAGGAUACCUAUGUAUGCACAUGCUAGAUGAUCCCUCAUCUUGUGUGCAUCGUAUGUAUGUUGUAACUUAUUCGAAAUCUCGAUGUACUAUUAAAUUUUAGCAAGUGGUAAAACAAACACGAUCACAAUAAUGUGGGUGAAUAUGAAAGUUUCUUAUAAGCGUCAUUGAAAAGUUUAUUGAUAGUUUUUAAAACACUUUUUGGAAUUAUUAUGAAGCAUUAUAUACAUUCAUGCCUAUACAUAAAAUAUAUUUAAUUAUAUAUAUAUACAUAUAUAUAUACUUAACAUAUACAUAUAGAGAUCCUAUGGUUCCAGAAAGAUUGAACAAGGGCCAA